UAAGACUUUUUCAUAUACUUCAUGUUCAAAAUUUUUUUUUUUUGUAAAAAUCGCAAAAAACAGCUUUUUACCGUUCUACUACCCUCAAGGCCCUCAAGUUACCUCAUCUGACAUAACCUACAAUUUCUAGUGUUAAGUCCACGUGAGGUCCACUAUUUCUAUGUUUACCAGUCACACGUGAGCUUAAAACGAGAAAAACCAGAGAAAUCCCAAGUGUUAGGCUUCAAAAUUACUGGAAAAAUCAAGAUAGCUCGUAAUUAUCGAGUGCAGUGUUCCAUUUGAUCAUAAAAUACUGAAGGAUAAAACGAGAGAAUGGGGAAACUCAACGUUACGAUGUUGCGUUACUUAACUAAAGAGGAUUUUCGAGUGCUGACAGCUAUCGAAAUGGGAAUGAAGAAUCACGAGCUGGUGCCAGGUUCUCUAGUAGCACAAAUAGCUAAUUUACGUCAUGGGGGAGUGCACAAGCUCCUGAAGGAGAUGAGCAAACACAGAUUAGUCAGUUAUGAGCGAGGAAAGCACUAUGAUGGAUAUCGUUUGACAAACGCUGGCUACGACUACCUCGCCCUGAAGGUCCUGGUGGCACGUGGGGUAGUCUCAUCAUUUGGAAAUCAAAUAGGCGUUGGAAAGGAAUCCAACAUUUACGUUGUGGCGAACGAAGAGGGCAAGCCAGUCUGUCUGAAACUGCACAGACUGGGGAGGACGUGCUUCAGGAAUAUCAAGGGGAAGAGGGACUACCACAAACACAGGAAGUCAAUGUCCUGGCUGUAUCUGUCGAGGAUAUCAGCGACGAGGGAGUUUGCUUACAUGAAGGCCCUCGAGGACAGGGGGUUUCCCGUGGCCAAGGCCAUUGAUUUCAAUCGACACUGCGUUGUGAUGGAACUAAUUGAGGGAGGACCUCUAUGUGGAGUUCAUGAAGUUGAUAAUGUAGAAGACCUCUACGAUCAACUAAUGAAUCUAAUCGUGACAUUUGGAAAUCAUGGAGUCAUCCAUGGUGAUUUCAACGAGUUCAACAUAAUGAUCACGAACGAAGGAAAACCGAUAGUCAUAGAUUUCCCCCAGAUGAUUUCCACUGAGCACCUUAAUGCCGAAUAUUACUUCGAGAGGGAUGUCAAGUGCAUCAGGGACUUCUUCAGACGUCGGUUUGGGUACGAGAGUGAGCUGUACCCAUCGUUCAAGGACCUCGCUCGUGAGGACUGCGUGGAUGUUGAAAUAAAGGCGAGUGGUCUGACAAGGCGAAUGGAGAAAGAUUUGCUGAUAGAAAUGGGAAUCGAGGAGGAGGACGAAGCCUUCGAGGAUGCACUGAGUGACUCUGAGGCCCUUCAAGACCAGAAAAUAGAGAUUCUCCCGGAGAAUUUCGACGAGCACCAGGAUGUCCACUCACAACAUCAGACUUUCUCACCAGAAACUCCACGAAAUAACAUAGAGAUUGAAAUACAGAAUAAAAUAACAGAAGAAGAAAAUGGAAUUGAGAUCGAGAGAGACGUCGAAGAGGAGGAUGUCGUCCCAGAAUUGAUAAAUCUCUCGAUGGCAGUCAAUAGUUCUGACAUUGACGAUGUGAGGAGUGUCAGGAGCACCUCUACCACGGCUACAAUACCUCCGGAGGUGAUAAAGGAGCGUGCGAGACUCGCUCUGCAGAAGAGAAAUAAAAAGGCCCAAUCUAGGAAGAUUCUGGCUAAGGGGGAGGCCAGUGCGACCACUCGAAUUCGUCGGGAGAACAGGGACAAUAUUCAACAGUCCACCUGUGGAUUCUGGGGGGGCGAUUAAUCAUUAAAUUUGUUACUCAACGACGAUAAGGAUAGUGUUUGCGCGGUCUGUUUGGUGUGGAAAACGAG
Diachasma alloeum is the source of this 1832-nucleotide messenger RNA. It is a transcript of the gene RIOK2, whose product is annotated as serine/threonine-protein kinase RIO2. Gene Ontology annotation, molecular function: protein serine/threonine kinase activity; ATP binding. The record is from RefSeq and is a predicted model, not a curated record. Bases 313 to 1764 code for a protein of 483 amino acids. The transcript is spliced from 6 exons. Lineage: Eukaryota; Metazoa; Arthropoda; Insecta; Hymenoptera; Braconidae. Gene Ontology annotation, cellular component: cytosol; preribosome, small subunit precursor; nucleus. Gene Ontology annotation, biological process: maturation of SSU-rRNA; protein phosphorylation.